This is a messenger RNA of Egretta garzetta (little egret), 4894 nucleotides long. It is a transcript of the gene EMB, whose product is annotated as embigin. Gene Ontology annotation, cellular component: axon; plasma membrane. Gene Ontology annotation, molecular function: cell-cell adhesion mediator activity. The coding region runs from base 299 to 1327 and encodes 342 amino acids. The transcript has 12 exons. NCBI's taxonomy places the organism in Eukaryota, Metazoa, Chordata, Aves, Pelecaniformes, Ardeidae. The record is from RefSeq and is a predicted model, not a curated record. Gene Ontology annotation, biological process: dendrite self-avoidance; homophilic cell-cell adhesion; axon guidance.
GAAUAUCAGAAGUGUAAUAGCUCUCCCUGCUCUCAGCACCUCUGUCAAGCAGAGAAUGAGACCCCAGUCUUCUUACUGUCUGGAUCAUAAGCCAGAAGAUGCUGGGAGCAUGUUGUUAAGAACCACCAAUGCUUAUUUUUUAAUCAUAUCCGUUGACUAUCUUGUUCUACUCUUGAUCCAAACCGGUUGAAGUGUGAUGGGCAGAUUGAGAAAGCAGAUGGUGCAAGCCGGGCAUGACUCGUGACGUAGUCUGGAGUAACUGUGUGCUGGAGGUGCCGCUGGGAGAGUCUAUCCAGCUAUGACAACACAAGAUGCCAGUCAGUCUCAGGCAAACUCUUCGACCAAGAUGCAAGCUGGACUUGAUGAGUCAUCGCCUGAGCCCAUGACAACUACACAAACUGUCAACUGGCAAACUCAGGGGAGCCCAUCACAUAAUUUGGCAUUUGGACAUAAUGUAUCUACACCUGGUCCAGAUCGUGCCACAGAAGAGUUCAAGCAAGCAACCAAAUACAACUUGUCCCAUGUCAUUUUUGUGGAGUAUGAGGUAGUCCUGUCUGGUGUUUCUGGUGCUUCCGUAGAAGAAAAUGUCACUUUGGCCAAUGCAAUUGGAGUUGAACUUUCAUGCAGAUUGGACAACUAUCCUCAUUUGAAAAGCCUUCAAGUGACUUGGAAGAGGGGAAACAAAACAAUCAGACACAUCAAUAAAACUGAAAACAGCUGGGGCAUCCUAUUGAAUAUCUCAGACAGCAGUAAGAUGGGAAGUUACAGUUGUACUCUGAAAGGUGAAGAAGAAAUCAGCGCUGUGUUUCAUUUACAAGUACCGAAAAUUGAAGGAAAAGAAAAACCCAUAGUCAGUUAUGAAGGAGACACAGCUGUAAUGGUUUGUAAAAGUGCUGGCUAUGUUCCCAUUGCUUGGACUUGGUAUAUGACCAAUGGAAGCGAAGAGAUUGCCAUUAAUAGCUCUUUGCUGCCAGACAAGUAUGUGAUUAAUAGAACAUCUGACAGUGCAAUUCACUUGAAGAUAUUGAACCUCACGAAGGAAGAUGAUGGUGUAUAUUGGUGUGAAGCUGCUUUUGAACUGGGGAAAAGUAGAGGAAAGCUGCAGCUUAGAGUUCUGUCCAUCAUGGUGCCUCUCAAACCAUUUCUAGCAAUUGUGGCUGAAGUUGUUAUUUUAGUAACUGUUAUUUUCCUUUAUGAGAUGUAUUCGAGAGAGAGACGUGCAGAUAGAAAAGAGUUUGACCAAAUUGAGCAACUCCCUAACUGUCCUAGUAAAGUGGAAGAAAGCAAUGGUCUGGAAAGCAGUAGUGCUAGGCACAGAAAAACUUAAUCUGGUUCCUAAAAAGGAGAUUUAAGGCAGCAGAACUGGAAAUCAUCACAAAGCUACAGAAGAUAUAUGCAGCUGUGCAUUUUAAACAUCCACUAUGCUUCUAAGUAAACUCCUCUACACUUUCAAGAAAUGAGAUGCUUUUAAAAUAGCUGUGAAACUGCAUUUAGACCUUUCCUGUUUGUAACAUUGUCAUUUUACUACUGAAAGGCAUUUUUCAUGUGAUUAGACUUCCUGUUGUGUUAAAACUGAUUUGUUUGAAUUUUGUUUGAUUUUGUCUGAAAUGGGAGCUAACCUGCAUUUGCUGAAUGAGCAGGUAAUACAGAAUGGACCUAUUAUCUAAGUGUUACAAAGCUGGACUUGUAAGAUCAAAGUAUUUCCACCAAAGAAAAUGCCUUUUACUAGCAGAUGAAGUAAAUGUGACACAGCCAUUUUUACCAAAGAAAUGAUCAAAGGGAAAUCUUUAUCGUGGUUUAAACAAAACGUUAACAGUUUUGCAGUUUGCUCUGAACAGUAAAAUGUCUUCAUAUAAAUUUUCAUAGGUUCAUUUAAGUGAGAAAGUAUUCAGAAUGUACCUAUAUUUCUUAAGAUACGAAUUUUCUUAAGAUGAUGGGUUUGAAAAAUACCAGAAAGCUUAGCAUUGGCUGUUUUGUUGGAAACGGGGGACAAAAUCCAGUCAGAUCUAUGCUUUUUUGGUUUUCGUAAUUUAUUCUGCAGCUUUAAAAACUUAAAAGUUCAGAUAAAAAACAGCGGGUAGUAUAUAAGCAUGAAGUGAUUGAGUGUAAGAGCUGAACAUGGGUAAAGAUUUCCCUUGAUAAGAUACUGUGUUUAUUGUAUUUUGCCUUGAAGUUUCUAUGCACUAUAAAAACCAGUAUGCAUUUACACGUUUUAUAUGAAUUUAUCAUUGAUAUAACAGCAUUUUUGUUACAGCAGGUGUUUGCAGUUUAAAAAUAUUUACUUCUGUAUAUUAAUUGUUUGAAACAUGGCAUUUUAUUUUUUGUAGAAAAUAGGGGGUUUGUAGGAAAUUCAGUAGUAAAAAAAGUAAGCUUACUUAUAGAUCUUUAAGGAUUAGAUUCUGAAUAAAGCAGAAUUAGUAUCUUUUGCAACAAAAAGGAGGCUAGGUACUAUCUGGAAAAAAGCCCACCUUUUAAUCAGAAAUGGUAACAACUUAUUUCUACCUUUACUGAGCAUUCCUACCCGAUGUUGAAGUUGUGGUAUGAAGACUUGGCCAACGUAGCAAGUUACAUGAAUAGAUACUUUUUUGGCACUGGCAAACAAGGGCUGCACUGAAGGCAGGCAGGAACUGGAGAACCUGGAUUAAGCAUGGAUUUUAGAUCUAUGAUGUGUUCCUCCUGUCAGGAUUGUACAAGAGCUUGGUCUAACUGUAGUUUUGUCUUGGCCUGCUUCUAGCAUGUUCUGCUUGCCAUAUUUCCAAGGGGUUUGGUGUUUAUUUUUAGGUUGGAAAGUAGAUUUUUUUUUUUUCAUCUUGAUAAGUGGUUUUAUUCCUUAUAGGUCUGCUUAGGUUCAAACUUCCUUGGGUUCCCCUACAGAGUCCCCUACUUCUUUAGUCCAGAUACCACACAGGAAGCUCUGGAAAUCUAGAAAUGUAUAUUUUAAGAAAUACACAUUGCGUAUGUUCAAAACAUUCCUACUGCAGUUGCUUUGUGUAUCCAUUUCAUUAUGGAAACAUAGUCUUCAAUAGAACAAAAAUUUGGCAACCUUAAACCAAAACUCUAGGCAGUGAUUUCUUUUUACCUCAUUCAAGCAAAGAAUUUCUAAAUGAGAGCCAAAGCAAUCCAUACAAUAUUUCUUUCAAACAGCAGGGAGAUCUAGGUGUUUUAAUUAGUUUUAAUAACAACCAUUAAUCUGUAAUAAUUGACUUAUAUGGCUGAGUCUAACCAUUACACUUGUUUGGCAAAUCUUGUCUUCCAAGAUCAAAUCCUUGUUUUCUUGCAAGAGGUGAUAUGUUGCUGGUUUCUAUACCAAAAAAAGCCUUAUCCAUUUCUGAGAGAAGUUUGAAGUCUGCAAAAGAAUCCUGAAGGGCUGUUUCAUCAUGCUUCAAACUGGUCACUGCAAAUUCCUCCUUUCUAUAUGUCCACAGUAGACACAGGCAGCUGUGAGACCAGAUUCCUAGUGAAACUUGACAAAUACUAGAACAGUUUCCAGACUGUGAGCUCAGAUAGAACUGUAUGAAUACUUCCUUAGGAUGGAGACCUCAGAAUUACCCAAUAGUGGGACAAGAUAAUGAAGUCAUUAGUGAUAGGUCACUUGACACACGCAGUCCUGAGGAAGAGAGAAAAAAUCCAUCAGUAUUGAUGUUGCUGCUGAAAUCAGCAUCCAUGUACCUCUGUUUUUUCAACCAAAGAAAAUGAGGUUUAUAUUCUGCCUUUAAAUUUACCCUCACAACUUCUCAACACUGACUCCUGAGUGAUUAAAAUCAGAAAGAAAUUGAUUGGUGUCUUCAGUAUAGAGGGAGUUUUUCAGUUGGGUGGUCCUCUACAUGUUAAGCUAUGCAGCAUGUGCAGGGUGACCACACUUAGCUGCAUCACGCUGCAGUUCUAGCUGGGAGCUCCCCCAAAAUAUGAAGGGGCAAGGAUUGAGGAAGAAACCAGUUGAGAAUGGCUGUAGGGACAUGGGAAGGACCUGGAGGUAUUCCAUAGAGGUCCUGAGGGGCAGACAGCAGAAGCUGAGAUGAUCCAUGAUUAGGUGUGUACAGGGAAGAUAGAGCUUAAAUAUGUCAGAGAAACAACAUUUUUUUUUUUUGCUGGGCCAGUCAGUGUUUGUGUAGGAAGUUCUGUACAGUGACUGAAGACAAUCUGCCACUGCUAAGCACUCGCACAGGUGAAAACGCAAAGCCAAGUGAUAUGUUUCAUAAGAGAAUUGGAAGUUGCAUCCUUGGAAAACUUUUUAUCCACUGGUUUUAAAUAGUUUUGCAGUCAUGUUGCUUUCUUAUGCUAGAACAUGUGUAUACAAUGCAUUAAACAAUUCUUAAUAAAAAAAAUUAACCCAAGUUGCAAACUUUAUGAUGUGUUACUAAAACUCUUUGAAUUGUCUAAAUUUACUGUUGGUAACAGAGUUCAUUCUUCUAGUUGAAUUUUGUAAGACUUUAAACUUGUAAUGUUUGUUCCAUCUUAGCCAAAAUAGUGAUAGUUUUUCUCCCGUACAGAAAUUUAAUCUGAUUUGUUUUUCCAUUCAGCCUUUUAUUUAACCAAAUAAAGAUUUUUGUUCUUUUUCUUAUGAUUAGGGUAAUAUUUCUAUCAAUUGACUUCCUGAAUUAUUUUCAAAUUGACAUUAGAAGUUACGUAACAGUGCCUCGAAGGAAGGAGUUUGCUUACCAUAAAGUUCAUUUUUCCUCUUUUGCAAUAUGUUUGUUAAAAGUUUCAGAGGAAACUUGACAGUGAAAUCUAUUUUUCUAGUAAAAGACUACUGAGCCUAAUGCUUUUAUCAUGCUUGCCUUAUUUUACAUUCUGAUUUUAUACUCUGCUCACUCAACUGUUUUAUUGUUCUGCUUGAGCAGUAAGAUAUAUAUGGAAAAUGGAAUAGCCUCUGUAUGUUUGAUGUAUAUGCAAU